CAUUUAAUAUGAAUUUUCUUUGACAGCAGGUAAAGAAACCUCUAGGUCUUAAAGACCCUUCAAGAGAUAUAUACCGUAGUGACUUGGGAAAUCAGAUUCAUCUGUCAUUCUAGGUUUUUGAUCAGCCUAACAGUGCACUUACAGCAGCAAGAAUGGUGUCCCUGAAUCCAGUCCAAAUCCUAAAAUACGAAGCAGAAGAGGAAAAGGCUGAAAUUGCUCGGCUUUCAAGUUUUGUUGGUGCAAUUGCAGUAGGGGAAUUGGUGAAGUCAACCUUGGGCCCAAAGGGAAUGGAUAAAAUUCUAGUAGCCCAGGGACGUAGUUAUGGAGCUGUGGAGGUAACCAAUGAUGGUGCUACUAUCUUGAAGCAUAUUGGAGUUGAUAAUCCGGCAGCCAAGAUAUUGGUUGACAUUUCGAAAGUGCAAGAUGAUGAAGUUGGAGAUGGUACAACAUCUGUCACUGUCUUAGCUGCUGAGCUGCUAAAGGAAGCUGAGAGGCUGAUUGGGAUGAAACUCCAUCCUCAAACCAUCAUUGCAGGUUGGAGGAAAGCAACUGAAGUUGCCAGGGAGGCACUCACUUGUGUAGCCAAAGACAACAGUGCAAAUCCAGAGAAAUUCAAGGAGGAUUUGUUCAACAUUGCUUGCACAACUCUGGGCUCCAAGAUUCUUGCUCAGUAUCGAGAUCACUUUGCCAAACUUGCUGUCGAUGCAGUCCUGCGCCUCCGUGGGUCAGGGAACUUGGAAGCCAUUCAGAUCAUCAAAAAGCUUGGACUCACCCUCCUGGAUUCUUACCUUGAUGAAGGAUUCCUUCUUGAUAAGAAACCUGGUGUCCAUCAACCCAAACGAGUGGAAAAUGCCCGGAUCCUGAUUGCCAACACUCCAAUGGACACUGACAAGAUUAAGGUCUUUGGAUCUCAAGUUAGGGUGGAUGGUGUCUCCAAGGUGGCUGAGUUGGAGCUGGCUGAGAAACAGAAAAUGAAAGAGAAAGUAGACAUGAUCCUCAAGCAUAACAUCAAUGUCUUUAUAAAUAGGCAACUGAUCUACAAUUAUCCAGAGCAGUUGUUCUCAGAUGUUGGAGUGAUGGCCAUUGAACAUGCAGAUUUUGAUGGAAUUGAACGUCUGGCUCUCGUCACUGGUGGAGAGAUUGUAUCCACGUUUUCAAACCCUGAAUCUGCCAAGUUGGGACAUUGUGACCUCAUUGAACAAGUCAUGAUAGGAGAAGAUAAGCUGUUGAAAUUCAGUGGAGUGCCUUUGGGUGAAGCAUGCUCGAUCAUCCUCCGUGGUGCCACCCAGCAGAUUCUGGAUGAAGCUGAGCGUUCUCUUCAUGAUGCUCUCUGCGUUCUCCAGCAGACAGUGAAGGAAACUAGGAUUGUGUUUGGAGGAGGCAUGAUCUCUCUCUCUCUCUCUCUCUCUCUCUCUGUCAUCAGGAAGUCUGUUAAAUGCAUCAUCAAUGAACUUUGCUUUGAUGGGAGGAUGGUCUUAUUUGUAGGAUCAAGUGAAAUGGUGAUGGCAACAGCAGUGUUGAAGGCAGCAGGAGAGACCCCAGGUAAGGAGGCUGUGGCCAUGGAAGCAUUUGCCCAUGCACUCAUGCAGCUCCCCACCAUCAUAGCUGACAAUGGUGGCUUUGAUUCAGCCCAACUUGUCAGUGAGCUUCGUGCUGCUCACAAUCUGAACAAGCACACCUAUGGCAUCGAUAUGAUCAAUGGGAAGAUUGCAUGCAUGGAGCAGUUGGGUAUCACUGAAGCCUACCAGGUGAAGCGUCAAGUUCUUCUCUCAGCCUCAGAAGCAGCAGAGAUGAUAGUGCGUGUUGAUAACAUCAUCAAGGCUGCACCUCGCAAGAGAGUCCCUGAUAAUCAUCCGUGUUGAUUCCUCCUUGAUCAGCAGCUUUUGAUUGCUGUCUACUAAAUAUUUUCUACUUUACCUUGCCAAUUUGGAUUCAUUCCGUCUUGUUUCUCUAUAAUUUUGGUUCUGUCCAUCCACCACUAAAGAAUUUUCUACUCAAAGGCCAAUGUCCCUUUCAUUCAUAUAGUACAGGUGCUGUGUCAAAUAUGGCUUCAUUGGAUGUACUACAGGUUGGAUUGCAAAAUGGUUCAAUAAUAUUUUUCAAAAUGGAGUUGUCA
Messenger RNA from Darwinula stevensoni, 2116 nucleotides. NCBI's taxonomy places the organism in Eukaryota, Metazoa, Arthropoda, Ostracoda, Podocopida, Darwinulidae. The record is from the annotation of a GenBank genome assembly.